AUCGUCCAAAGGUGAAAAAACGUCUUGGUCGCGUACUGGGAGUUUGAUGACCUUCUUUCACAUCUACAUCAUCUGCUCGGGUUACAUUACAUUCGUAUCAUUCUUUUUUCACUGCCUGUAAACUUUUUGAAAUGUUUUAGAGAUUAUGCACUUGACAAAUGAUGUAUAGAUAUGUUUUCCCCAAUAUACAGACGGAUAAGUAUAAUUUUGGAUGUAGCUAUUUUCCGUAUAUUAAAACCAGUAAGAUCAGAACGUCUAUAAGACGAUGAAAAUAGGAACUCCUUCGAAUUUCAAAUAAAGGAAUCGAUGCUAGCAACAUCAGCAACGUUCUUCAUCACAAAGAAGUAACAUCUAAAAUUCCGCUUUAUUUUCCAAACCGCUGUUCCUAUUGUCUCAUAAAGUAACACCAGAACCAUUGCACCUAAAAUAUUUAACUAUAAAAAAGCAUUGCAAGAUCUUGAUUCCCACUCUCCAUAUAUUUACAAGCCCUCUGGCCAUGUAAUUACUGGCGAUCUAAACAUAAUUCAAGAUGAACAUCUCCGAAAGGUGAUAUCUCAUAGUUCCAACUUUGGAGAGCCAUAACGCAUCAGUUGGAACCAUAACUUUAAUAAUAAUGUAAACAAGAAGAGAUUGAACUAGACACUCUGUCAGAAUGGGUUAAAGCAAUAAAUUGUUGAUACAGCGUAGAUACCACAAGUUGAAAACAUGUGUAAAUGUUCGACCUAAGUCGGUAUUCAGAGACAAAGAAGCUAUAAAUGUCUGAAGUCUCUUCGCGACAAAUAUGUUGUUGUUCCUGCGGACAAAGCCUCACACAGUAUUGUCUUGUCUGUAAAUCCUAGAUACAAAAUUAUGAAUAAAUGAACAUUCGGGUAAUCCCAUUACAAAAACGUAAUUUCAUAAAGUUCCGUACAAACAACGGUUCAUUGCCGGCUAAUCGGCAUGUUAUACCAAGGAAGUGUCCGUCAGAUUAACCAAGAUUGUGUCCGCAGUGAAAGAGGGAUUACAGAAAUACUGUGACACUGUUUUCUCACGUGGUGGCAUUAGCCAUAUGUGGAUUCCUAAAACUCAAAAGAACUUCUGGUUAAUUCAAAAAGGGGAAGUCCAUAAAAACUGACAAAAUCAAACUUACACUUUAUCAACCAACAGAGAGAAUGGAAAACAACUAUCAUAUUGCUGACGUUAUACAGCCAUUUUCCGAAGAAACGGACCUACACUGUUUUGAAUUAUAAAAAUACCAUGAACCGAGGUAAUUAUAACCUUAGCUAAAACAGAAUUGCUGAAUUAAUGAUCUUGAACUUUAAAAACCAAUUCUAUCAUUUAAAUCAUAGUAGUACCGAUGCACAUCUUGACUCCUGGGUAGGUGGUUACCUCGGGGAUUAAUGUUCCAGCGGCAGCCAAGUUACGUAUGCAGUUGAAGUAAAUAAAUACAAGACGCCAUGCACUAUUCUGAAGCUUCAAGACAAUUCCUCAGAAACGACUAAUGGUUUCCAUCGUCGCAUGUUCUUCUUUGUCUCACUGCUUUAGUUUCUAAAAAUUUGUUUUUGUGAACAACCGAAAAAGUAGGACAUAAACUUUUGAAUAUUUUACAAAACAUGUAUGAUGGGGACAAACAGCUAUGAUACUAUGACAUAUGAUAAUUUACAAUGAAAUCAAGUGGUAAAGGAACUUAAAAGUAGGUUUACAGUUUAUCAUUACGAUCUUAUGAUGCAUUUAGAUAAUAAAUUUUGGGAAUAACCGUCACUAUAUUUACUUGUGUUGGUUUAUCUUUGUGGUAGGGGAUUCCCUUUAACAUUAAUAUUGCAUGAUGGGUAUUUUUCUGAUUGGUAUUUUUCUGUCGCUUUUUACAAACAGCAGAUUUGAAAGACAUAUUUUAAUAGUAUGCACGAUGUAUUUAAAGAACUCAGUCUCAGUGAAAUACUCAAAUAGGCCCUAUGCCAGUAUGUGCCAUAAUAUUAUUAUUCCAAGAGUUAAUUUAAUAUUUAUAUUUUGAUAAAAAACUAAAUGAUAUCAGUAAAACAUGGAUGAUAGAUUUCAAGCUCCAGACAAUUUUGAUUGGAGAGAAGGAAAGAACACAGCCGAGUGCAACAGGUAUAUGCUUGAACAUGAACUUCAUUGUGAUGUAACAUUCAUCGUGGGUUCAGGAAAGGAGAAACAGCCGAUAUUGGCUCAUAAAUACAUACUUAUAUCGCGUAGUGAGGUGUUUGAAGCCAUGCUGGUUGGUUUGUUACAUGAGCAUUCAAAUAAUAUUGAAAUACCUGAUGUUUACCCAGCUGCUUUUCGGAGGUUAUUAGAGUUCAUGUAUUAUGAUCAAACCAGACUUGAUGAACAGGACGCUUACGAGCUUCUAUAUGUCGCCCGAAAAUACUUAGUAACAGACUUAGUCAGACGUUGCUUACAGAGAUUAAAAACAAGAAUGUCCGUAGAAAACGUCUGUAUAAUACUUAGUUAUGCCGAUGACGAAGGAACAGUAAAACUUUGUUUAGAUUAUAUAUUUCGGUAUUCUUUAGAGGUUUUAAAAUCAGAUGGAUUUAAGGAACUUUCGCCAGAACAUAUCAAAUCAAUCAUAUCGAAUAAUAGACUUGGGGUUCGAGAGGAGGAUAUAUUUGACGCUGUCAUAUUAUGGUCUGAACGAGAAUGCCAAAGACAGGAAAUUGAUAUACUUCCAGAAAAUCAGUGGAAAGUUUUAGGCGAUAUACUGAAAUUAAUCCGUUAUGGUAGAAUGGACAGAGCGUAUCUAUUAAAUGUUUGUAAAAAGUUUUUACCGCAAGAUCUUUAUAUUGAUAUAGUAGAAAAUAUAGCAUCGCAUAUCGAAGAGAAUCCUCAUCAAGGUUCGGAAUCUUUGAAUUUACCAAGACCAUUAGGAACUUCAAGAGGAGUGCAUUCUCAAUUUUUGACAUGUGGAGCGGAAGUUAGACCAAAAGAAUAUUUGAGACCUCAUAAUGAAGUUCUAGACGGUACAAACGUUUCUGUCGAUGGAGAACUCGAUUGUGCUACAUCGGGCAAUGAUCGCAAUGUUUCAGAAAUGGAGCAAAUUCCAUCUGUAUUCACUCACCGAUCGGAUAGAUUUGAAAUAUAUCGGUUUGCUAAAAACUCAUAUGUUAGAGGCAAAACAUACGAUAUGCAUACGCCAGAAUCAAUUUCGUUUUUGACAUUACAAAAUGUAAAUCUUUGUUCCAUAUAUCUUUAUGGGAGUUGUGAGGGAGAGGGGGACUAUCACAUACAUUUAGAAAUAUUUGAAGAUCUCGGUGGUCAGUUAUCUCUAAUGCAUUCGUCAGAAAGAGAUAUAACGACGAACGGUUCCACAUCACCAUACGAGUUCGAUCUUGAACCUUCUAUUAGAAUACAAAGUGAAAGGGUCUACACGAUAAGAGCAUUAUUUGAGGGACCUCCCAGUUAUUUUGGUACAAACGGUAUUUCAAAUGUUUUUAAAAAUGGAGUAUCGGUAUUUUUUAUUACAAAUGAUGAAUUAGGUUUGAAUUUAACAACAUCAGAAGGUGGUCAAUUCCCGGGACUCCUGUUUGAAAGGUAGUCACAAAGGCACCAAGAGCGAACGCAUGAACCGAUUGCAACUCUGGUAAAUAAGAAGAACAAAUAUGAUAAACCUAAUUAGUAAAUGAACCAACUAGGAUCCUCUCAAACAAAUCGCUCUAUGCAUUCAAGUAAGAUGCGUACGUUUUUGGCGCCUGACCUGACCCUGGCAAACAGCUGUAUUACACCUUGAGUAGUUGUUGAGGAAGGGCUUGGGUAUAGUACCCCGUAAGGGUGUGUACCUGUGUAGUUGUAGGUGUGGUUCGACGGGCGGGGACUGUCUAUUUCAUUAAACCUCAUAUCUUGGUGAUCACUAUCAAAUAGUAUGAAUCAAUAAGUAAGUAAGUAAGUAAGUUUUAUUGAAAUAGUCUAGACAUUUGGACUAUCGUUAAUUAAAACAAUUACAAAAUGAACAUAUACAUCUGUAAAAUGGAACGAAAUUAUAAAACAAUACAUUGAACAGAACUGUUACCAAUGCUGAGUUAAUUCGAAUUAAGUCCCAUGUUAUAUUUAUACAUAUAUCUUAGUUAUUACAAAGAAUUUACAGGCUAUCUCCCUUACUACACCACAAAGAAAAUACCUUAAUUCAGUAGAAAUAAAAUUUAUACAAAAGUAAGUGAUUAGUAUUAUACGUCUUUUGUUUUAAAUAUAUAUAGAUUCUUAUCAUACAUCUUGUUAAAACCUAAAAUACAUAUUUUACAUACAUCUAAGUCAUUACUGCUUAUUCAUCUUCAACUCCUGAAAAUUGUCUUUUUUAUUUUAAAUUUCUGUAUUUAUGGGGCAUACUUUGUUUUUUCGAGUUUCUAGCAUAUAGCUUAUAGUCAAAACAUUACUUCCAGGCUAAUGGUUUAAAUUGCAAAAAAAAACUCUAUGAUUAAAUCCUAAUACUGUUAAGAUGAUGUGUUAUUUAAAUCCCCAUGUAUAGAGAUUUAAAAUUCUGAAACAGUAGUUACGAAAAGAAAGCCGAGUAAAAUUGAUUUUGAAACAUUACAAGUAGUUCAGUGUUUAAAAUUCCAAAAUUAGGAGCCGUGAACUUUUACUUCAAGGUGUCGGAAUUGAAGUCCGAUUUAAAAUGAUAAAUUUGUAAAAUCACAAAGAACCCGCCGGUCAACUUGUAACACGAGGUAAUACCAACUCGAAAGCAUUAAACAGAUGUGAGUGUCGAAAGAAAAUGAUUUUUGGGAAGACGGAUAGUAUAUGCAGAUAAAAAAUGGCAUUAAUAAUUCGAUUAAUGGCAUUAAUAAUUCGAUUCAAGAGUGAAAAUAACUCGAGGAAAAUAAGACUUAAUUGAAAUACUGACUUGUACUGAUCGUAUUAAGUUUUAUAACUGCAAGCUUGUGUUUAACUUUGCUAAAGUAAUUUUCAACACAAUGAAUAACAGUUGAUCUAAUGGAAACAAUUCAAGCGAAUAUCGAUAACAUUAAAGAUUAUAGUGAAAAGAGAAACAGAAUAUUUACUAUGUAUAAUUGUUUAUAUACAAUGUAAAAAUGUAGAAAUGUAUAUAUAAAUAUAUAUGAAUGUGAAAAGACGAAAGACACUAUGUAAAUAAAACUUUUCUUUGUAACAUCUUAUUAAAAAACAAGAAAUCAA
Messenger RNA from Mytilus californianus (California mussel), 5118 nucleotides. RefSeq names its product BTB/POZ domain-containing protein 2-like. Gene Ontology annotation, molecular function: protein binding. NCBI's taxonomy places the organism in Eukaryota, Metazoa, Mollusca, Bivalvia, Mytilida, Mytilidae. The transcript is spliced from 4 exons. Bases 2018 to 3529 code for a protein of 503 amino acids. The record is from RefSeq and is a predicted model, not a curated record. Gene Ontology annotation, cellular component: cytosol. Gene Ontology annotation, biological process: neurogenesis.